GAGUCCGGAAGAAAUGUCAAAGUUUCAAUUUUUUAAACUUCAAUUCCUCGUUUUUCGCGUGAAUUCUGCUCGUGUGUGUGUGGGGGGAGGUGAAUGUGUGCGUGAAAGUGUCUCAGCGGAGCAAAAAUAUUGUUUUGUGUUAAUGAAAAAGGUGAAAAAAACGUAUUUUCCGGGUUUUGCACAGUCUGGAAAUGCUUGAAACCUCUAGUCAGGGUACCUAAGUGAUUGGAAAAGGUUGCCCCAACAGCGCUGCAAUGGCAGGGGUCUUGGGAUAUAGCCGCGAGGCCGUGAGGGUGCGAGUGAAGAAGUACGAAAUGAAUUUACCGCCGGAAUGGAGGAAGUUCUCCGUGGAUCCACAAAUAACAUCCCUGGAGGUUCUCUACAGUAUCCUGGCCAAGGCAUUUGAUCUCAAGACAGAUUUCACCGUUAGCUACAAGGCAAUUGAUCCCAAUGGUCAGGAAAUCUACCUGUCAGUGCUGUCAGAUUGGGAUCUGGAUGCGGCAUUCCUCAGAGCGCACAAUUACUCCAUUUCCACGGCAUCGGAGCCAUGCCUGAACCUCCGGGUGGACAUUAAGCCCUUCUCGGAGGCUCCAGAUUGGGACAAUACGAGCAAUUCGAGCGCCACAGCAGCUCCCAAGGAGAAUAUGCUCAAUCAAUCGCUGGGAGCGGGUCAGCGGUAUGUCCAGACGGUGCAGAAUCGACUUCCGGGAAUUCUUAUGAACCAAAUGGAGAGAACCUUCUCAAUGGUUCAACGGGCAUUCAAUUUCAUUGAUGAACAGACAAUUCUCCAACCUCCACGGCAUCCUCUGACAGAUGCCGAGUUCCGGGGAAUGCUCGAUUCCGUGGGACAAAUUGUUCAGCCCUUCAAUCUCCGGCAGGUGAUCUACUUGGGGGGAAUUGAUCCGAGUUUACGACGCGUGGUGUGGAAGCACAUCCUGAACGUCUAUCCGGAUGGGAUGACGGGACGCGAGAGGAUGGACUACAUAAAGAAGAAGUCAGCGGAGUACUUCAAGCUCAGGGAGACAUGGAGGGCGGCUGUGCAACGGGGGAAUGUUGCCGGUGAGUUGGCGUACGUUACGAGUAUGGUGAGGAAGGAUGUCCUGCGCACCGACAGGCUUCAUCCCUUCUACGCUGGCAGUGAUGAUAAUCAAAAUAUUGCGGCUCUCUUCAACAUUCUCACAACAUUCGCUCUCAAUCACCCAUCCGUGAGCUACUGUCAGGGAAUGUCGGACAUUGCAUCACCCCUCCUGGUCACAAUGGGUGGCGACGAAGCACAGGCAUUUAUUUGCUUCUGUGCCGUCAUGCGACGUCUCAGUGGGAAUUUCAUGCUCGACGGAUUGGCAAUGACACAGAAAUUCACCCAUCUCACCAUUUCGCUCCAACACUACGACCCCGAAUUCUACGAAUACCUAAAGGCGCAGCAGGCAGAUGAUCUCCUCUUCUGCUACCGCUGGCUGCUGCUGGAGAUGAAGCGUGAAUUUGCCUUUGAGGAUUCCCUACGAAUGCUUGAAGUUCUCUGGAGCUCCCUCCCAGCGGAUCCGCCCGAGAAGGAGCUGAAACUCUUCGAGAGAGAAUUUGAGGUUACUCCGGAAAUUGCAACUCCCAGCAUCCCGUCAAUCCUCCGGACACCCCGAGAGAAUCCCUACACGAAAAUAUGUGCCCUACGACGGCAGAAUUCAGCUGCAUCGCUUCAGAGUCACCACAUUAGCUACCCAACGAGCCCAGCUCCACUGGGUACCACAAAGCGCCUCAAUCACAGCCUGGACGAGACCCUGGCGUGCCUAAGCCCCGAUAUUGGUAAUCCCAAGAGCCACCGAAGUCUCGAUGAGACGAAAUUUGUCUUUCCCGAAUGCCUCGCAAAGGAUGAUGAGAUUGUCGAGGAGAAACCCAUUGAGGAUGAAGUUGAGAAGCCUCCAACGCCUGAGGAAGCGCCUCGAAGGCAACCAGUCAAUCGGUAUCCGUUUCAGAAGAAAUCCGGUGGGCACUUCAAGGAGCUCAAGGAACGUCUAGCAGCGAGUAAAAAGGGCAUCCUUGCAUCCUUUGACAGCAUUCAGCAGCAAAAUAAUGAUCAGGGGCAGAAGCUGGUAAAGAAUUUCAAUGAAUUCCUCAGCUUUGGCGCCAAAGUGGGGGAGAAAGGGAAAGACGAGGAGGAUGGGCAGCAGCCCAAAUUCACAAAUCCCUUCGAUCCACGCUGCCUCGAUGAUAGUCCGGAUGAUUCACAAGAAUACUUCCCCAUGACGACGUCAAUGACGAGGGAAUUGCGAUUGGAAUUGGAGAAUCUCGAUAGGCAGCUCUUCGGUCCGGACUUCCAGAAGAAACACUUCAAUUCCCUCCUGGACUGUGACACACCCGGAAGUGGAGAUUCUCUCAAUAGUGGUGAUAAGAAUAAAUCCCCGGGAAUUGCCUACACCAAGCUAGAGACGAAUUCUAUUGAGGUCUGUGAGGAUACAACAAAGGAGAGCUUAUUCAAUGGCCAUCAGAAGGAUCCGGGCUCGGAGAAGGUAACAAGUGGCACAACGGAUGUAUUCAUCUGGGAAAAUCCGCUGCAUCAGCUCAAUUCGGGAGCUGAGGAUGAACGACAGGUAGCGGGUGUAAAUCUAACCACACCCGAUGAACAGACUGAUCUGGAGUACGAUGGGGAGAUUGUGGAUGAGACUAAUGGUGGGAAAUCAAUUACACCCAUUCGCCUGCUUAUCCGGCGCAAUGAUUCCAAGCCAAGUAGCCGGAAUUCCGUUGUGUACGGCGAAGAAUCCGACUCUGAUCGAUCAGACAGUUGGAAUGAGACGCAUAAGCAGGCAGAAUGUCGCGAAACAGUGGAAGUGGAUCAGAGAAUAACAGCCACGGCAACAAUGACAAAUUCAUGCGAGGAAGCAUCGGAAGCGAGCAAUUCUGUGGCACCACCGAAAAUUCCGGGAGAUCUCCCGCCACCCGGUGAAUUUGGCGGUGGGAAUCCCUUCCUCAUCUUCCUGGCACUCUCCCUCUUGCUCCAGAGUCGGGAUUUUGUGAUAAAGAGCAACAUGGACUACAAUGAGAUGGCCAUGCACUUCGACAAGAUGGUCAGGAAGCACAAUGUCACGCGGACACUCAAUCAUGCCCGUCGAAUGUAUGCAGACUACUUGAGAUCCCAGAAUACAGCCACGGGGACCGUGGGCAGGUCCGGGAUUAUCGGAACAGGCCGAAAACAUUCCAAUAGACUCUAAAAAAAAAGACGUAAGCUGAAAACUUUUGUUGUGAUUCCAUUGCGAUAUAAAGAGAGAUUCUUUUCCCCCUCGCACUGUGAUCUCGUCUGGAGAUUUCGAAUGCGUAAAUAUUCCGAAGAUUUGUGCAUUUUUCCAAUUAAAAAAAUUAAAACAAGAGUGUUACAAGGUAAUUUUGCAUUUUUAUAAUAGAAUUAUUAUGACCCUAAAUAUGCUUUAUAAUCGUAUAAACGUGAUUUAUUGUUCCUAGUUAUGGCAUUUUUUACAUAAUGGAGAAAAAAUAUUGUAGCUAUUUAAGAUUUAUUUAUGUGAAUAGAAUUUUGUAAUUUAUAUGCUCAGUAUUUUUUUCGAAAUCUCCAUCGAAGAUCAGCGGAAGAUUCUUCCAGAUAAAAAACGGUGUAAUUGAUUUAAAAAAAAUUAAUCUCCAAAUUACUUAUAAUUAUGAUAUAAAUCUAUGAAAAAAAAUCAAACUAAUGCUUUUUUGAUCUCAAUUUGAUCUAUAAAGCAAGAUCGAGAAUAAAAUUUUGGAUGAAAAGGAA
Messenger RNA from Lutzomyia longipalpis, 3736 nucleotides. RefSeq names its product TBC1 domain family member 25. Lineage: Eukaryota; Metazoa; Arthropoda; Insecta; Diptera; Psychodidae. Gene Ontology annotation, biological process: activation of GTPase activity; regulation of autophagosome maturation. The record is from RefSeq and is a predicted model, not a curated record. Gene Ontology annotation, cellular component: autophagosome. The transcript has 3 exons. Gene Ontology annotation, molecular function: GTPase activator activity. The coding region runs from base 255 to 3200 and encodes 981 amino acids.